Molecule: messenger RNA, 1796 nt
Organism: Phymastichus coffea
Lineage: Eukaryota; Metazoa; Arthropoda; Insecta; Hymenoptera; Eulophidae
Gene: spz
Product: protein spaetzle
Exons: 6
Coding region: 129-863 (244 amino acids)
Biological process (GO): regulation of Toll signaling pathway; central nervous system formation; innate immune response
Cellular component (GO): extracellular region
Molecular function (GO): Toll binding; growth factor activity
Source: RefSeq, a predicted model, not a curated record
CAGUGACGCGUCCGUACGAUAUACUUCCGUGCUGCUUCUCUGACAAUUCGUGUCCACGUUUCGGUGCCGUGGCUCACAAGCAAUCGAUUGUUUGAGAAUUUUAAACUCUGUUAAAUUGUGACUAUAAAAUGGUGUCUUGUGCGCACUUGAUUCUUCUGAUCGUAUUGCUUCACACGACGGUUAUUAGUGUAUCUCACAGUUGGCCUCACCGACAAAUUUCAUCUAAAUUAGAAGGUGAUUUUGAUUAUUAUGAUGAUUAUCAAGAUGAUGUUCCCAGCAGAUCGGACGGCAAAAUCAUUUUCCCGACAGAAAAACCCGAGAUUUCAAUGCGACAGUACACGCCUCACAAACCAUUAUGCAAUCAUUCCACUUUCUGUGAAGACGUACCUAAUUAUCCGAAUAAUAUAAUCGAUGUUGAGUUGAGAAUGAACAAGGACUUAAAGUUACUUUCAGUAUCUGACUCAGUACCUGAUGAUAUAUCGAACCGAAUGAACGGACCGUCCGAGGAUAACUCAUUGUGCGACUCUUACGAAAAGAUUGUUUUUCCAAAGUCCGCCGAAAGUAAGAGUAAGGAGUGGUUUUUUAUAGUGAAUCAAGACAAUUUCAGACAAGGAGUACGAGUAGAAAUAUGCGGAAAUGAAAACAGCGUCUGCGACAUGUUCGAUGGUUUUUACGAAGGCUACAAAACUAUAUGCAAACAAAAGUAUAUUUACCGACAGUUAGUAGCACUAUCACGUAAUGGUCAAAUGAAGCCAGAGACCUUUCGGUUUCCAUCGAGUUGUUGUUGCCAUAUCAAAUUCACAGGUGAUUUGACUCUCCGAAUGGGUCUGAAUAAAAAUAAAACUUCCACGUCUAAAACUUGAAAAAAAUAAUAACCUUUUGAUAUUAUGUGAUUUUCAUAUUCUGUGCGAAAAAAUGUCUAACUAAUGAGAUUAGUUUGAUUUUGUAUAUAAUUAAUAUAUGUACUUAUUUUAUACAUAAAAAAUUGAUUAUUAAAAUGAUUACAUAGCAUUUAAGUUAUCUUGCAAAACAUUUGCUUCAAAAUUGAAACUAAAUUUAAGAAAAAAUGACUUCAUUGUAACUAUUCAAUGUUCAAUAAAUAUCUAACUACGAUCAAAACAGCAAAUAAAGAUUUAGAAUGUUGUCGGUUAAAAGUUGAUUACUACUUUUAAAUGUUUUUUUAGAUAAUGCAUAAUUGGAACAAAUUAUUUCGUAAUUCAAAUAUUUCUAGCUUUCUCAACUUAGAUCAACAACUGUUCAACUUACAUCGAUUCACGUUGCGAUUAAAAGGAAUGUAGGAAAUUUUAUGGUUUUCUUACGAGGUUAUUAUUACUGAAGUUUAUAAAUUCAAUCUAGAAAUUGAGGGCUCUUUUGAGGAUUGAUUGUUUCAGGUAUAAUACUUCAAAGCCUAUGUUUAUAAUUCAUCUGCUGUCGUUUCUAUCAUUAAUUUUGACUAACCCGUAAUGAACAGAUAUAAUUUUUUUUAUUAAAUGAAAUGUUAAUUUCCAUGCCUAAUGAUAUACAAAAAGAAUUGUUUCUAUUCCAGUAUACAGUUUCUAAUGUGCAGUAUAUAACAAUUAGAUAAAUUUUUGGUAGUACUCGUUCGUGUUACAAACUAUCUAUUUGGUACAUAUUGUUUAUAGUAUAAUAAUUAUAUGAUAUUAUUCAAAAACGUAAAUGAAUAGUAUAGUAUAGCCGUCAGUGCUAUACCUGUGUAAACUGCAUGACAACUGUGUAAACUAUGUAUAACCUUCCAUAAUUACUGUUAUUUAUCAAAUGGAAAUAAAGUCCUUGUA